UCCUUUGCCGAUUGCCUCUUCUUCUCCUUGCUACGGACGAUAUCUCUGAGAAGAAGUACUUCUUCAGUGAUGGCCUUUUGCGCUCAAUCAAAGCUCAGCAAUCUGAAUUUAUGGAUCAAAACAUCCGUAGGAAGCAGCAGUACUGAUAAUGUAGGAGGCCAUCAUGACUCACUUAGAAGAAGAGCACCAAAAAGCCGUGCCAAAAGUAGGAUGAUGGUUAAAAUGACAGCAUCAACUAGCGGAAGCAGUGGCCAGGGGUCAUCGACGGUGGCAUUUGAGGAGGGACAGCUGGAAAGGCCGCGGUGGACCGGUGAAACGCCGCUUUCUCGGCUUGUUGGAGCCCUCAUUUCCUUCAGACCUCUCUUCUCUAUCAUGAAAUUUGGCGCAAGACAAGUUCUCAUAAGUACAGCUGAGAAGACAAAUAUUCCAUGGAGGGAAAUGACUAGACAGAUACUGGAAUCAGACGUAUACAAAGAAAUGGACAGUAUUGAGGAUCCCUCUCUUGUUUACCCUGAUUAUUACCUCAAUCCCUUCCAUGCAUAUGAUGAGGGCAAUCUUUCCUGGCUGGCUGCUGCUGAGGCAGAGGCUGCAACUAUGUCAAUGAUGAGACGGGCAAUACCAUAUGCUUCUUCAUUGGAUGAAGCUAAUCAAAUAGUUCGUGGAAAUUGGCUGAAUGCAAUUGAAGAACAUCAUCAGAAAUAUUCAGAAGAAAAUAUUGUCAGACAAAUUCUUGAUAUCGGAUGUUCAGUUGGUGUCAGCACAAGAUGCCUUGCUGAUAAAUUUCCCAAUGCUAGAGUGACUGGCCUGGAUCUGUCACCAUAUUUUCUUGCUGUUGCUCAAUAUAAAGAAAAGAAAAGCAACCCAAGAAUGAAUCCUAUCUGUUGGGUCCAUGCUAAUGGUGAAAGUACAGGCUUACCUUCCAAAUCAUUUGACAUUCUUUCUAUUGCUUAUGUGUUCCAUGAAUGCCCUGAAAGAGCGAUAAAAAUUAUGGUGAGAGAAGCCUUUCGACUGCUUCGACCUGGAGGAACUUUUGCAAUCACAGACAACUCGCCAAAAUCAAAGAUUCUUCAGGAAUUAUCACCGGUGCUAUUUACGCUAAUGAAGAGUACUGAACCAUUCCUGGAUGAGUAUUAUUUGACAGAUCUUGAAAGAGUAAUGAGAGAAGCAGGCUUUAUCAAUGUAAAUACGGUUCUCACGGAUCCAAGGCACAGGACAGUGACUGCAACUGUGCCUUACUAGCAUAACCCUCAAUCUGGCUCAUCAUUAGGCUUACCAAUCGGAGUUCAUAUCUACAGAGUUCAUGUACUAAAUGUUCGCAUUGAGGAAUCAUUUUUUUGGCAGGAUACUAAGUCAGCAUCUCAGCUGUGCUCCUAAGGAAAUUCAUCUGUAAAUUAAUAGGCUAUAUAGGAAUUUUGAAAUCGUGUCAGAAGGAAAUGGAUCCAUUUCUUGUUACAAACAAGCAAGAAAAGUCAUCAAAAUCACUGUCUUGGUUGAGUUGUGCUGAAAAGAGUUGGCAUGGAGCAACUGUUGCUCCAAUGCAACCUUUUGAUUAAGCUAAUUGAUGCUCUAA
Molecule: messenger RNA, 1570 nt
Organism: Coffea eugenioides
Lineage: Eukaryota; Viridiplantae; Streptophyta; Magnoliopsida; Gentianales; Rubiaceae
Exons: 8
Coding region: 70-1239 (389 amino acids)
Source: RefSeq, a predicted model, not a curated record